UUUUAAUGUUUUAUUGUCCUUUUCUUUUUUUGCAGCUGUGGGCCUUUGAGCACUUACCUUGGCUGGCUCCCCGAAAGGGGCAGAGGCCUUUGGAGUUCCCUGCCGGUCGCCGUUGGGGUUGGAAGAAGAAGCUGACAGUGCGUCCACCGCCCGAUACCGUGUGGGAUCUUAUCCGGGACGGGAACCCUGAGCAUGUGGUUUGGACCCCAUGGCUCUCUUUUAGGGGUACCCAUGCUUCGGUCAGGGAUAGUUAUGCCCUGAGCCAGAUGCGGGUCUUGUUCGUUGGCCGCCGGGACCCUGUCUGGUACCUGGGAGAGCGGGUACGUAUGCAGACGGUCGGGGCUUUUUCGGUGCCUAGGCCUCCGCCUGCGACCAUGCUGUCUACUCGCUCGAUAGGCGAGUCGUGGAGGGUCCACUCGAGGACUGGCGUGCCGGCGACGGAGUUGGUGAUAGAGGGAGCUAGCUAUUACCAGUUUAUCCAGGAUUCUCUUCGUCUCCCGAAGCCUGUUGCAGAUUGGGGAGGGUGUACAGACACUCGACGCUCCACCUCGGGUUAUUGUGUAUAUUCUGGGGAUAACAUGAUUUCUUGGUCUUCAAAGCGUCAACCUACACUAUCCAAGCUAAGUCUAGUGAUGAUGUUGAGUAUAGAGGAGUUGCAAAUGCGAUCUCUGAAUCUUGUUGGAUUCGUAAUAUGA
This is a messenger RNA of Spinacia oleracea (spinach), 695 nucleotides long. RefSeq lists its product as uncharacterized. The coding region runs from base 6 to 695 and encodes 229 amino acids. The record is from RefSeq and is a predicted model, not a curated record. The transcript is spliced from 3 exons. Lineage: Eukaryota; Viridiplantae; Streptophyta; Magnoliopsida; Caryophyllales; Amaranthaceae.